CCGUGUUUCGGUAGAGAAAGCAGCAGACAUGGCGAGAACCAAGCAGACCGCCCGUAAAUCUACCGGAGGCAAAGCUCCCAGGAAGCAGCUGGCCACCAAGGCGGCCCGGAAGAGCGCCCCGGCUACCGGCGGCGUCAAGAAGCCUCACCGCUACAGGCCCGGUACCGUGGCUCUGCGGGAGAUCCGUCGCUACCAGAAGUCCACGGAGCUGCUGAUCCGCAAGCUGCCCUUCCAGCGCCUGGUCCGAGAGAUCGCUCAGGACUUCAAGACCGACCUGCGCUUCCAGAGCUCCGCCGUCAUGGCUCUGCAGGAGGCCAGCGAGGCCUACCUGGUGGGUCUGUUCGAGGACACCAACCUGUGCGCCAUCCACGCCAAGAGGGUCACCAUCAUGCCCAAAGACAUCCAGCUGGCCCGCCGCAUCCGUGGAGAGAGAGCUUAAGCUGCUUGACCACACACACACACACACACACACACACAAAGGCUCUUUUCAGAGCCACACACCCAUUUUCUCUAAAGAGCUUUUUUUCUUUCAUGGUUUCAGAAUAAAAAUGUUUGGAAACACGAUGAAUGAAACUAGUAAAUAAAAAUCUAAAAACUU
Molecule: messenger RNA, 598 nt
Organism: Xiphophorus couchianus (Monterrey platyfish)
Lineage: Eukaryota; Metazoa; Chordata; Actinopteri; Cyprinodontiformes; Poeciliidae
Product: histone H3
Exons: 1
Coding region: 29-439 (136 amino acids)
Cellular component (GO): nucleosome
Molecular function (GO): DNA binding; structural constituent of chromatin; protein heterodimerization activity
Source: RefSeq, a predicted model, not a curated record